UCUUAGAGUUAAAGUUCGGCUGUCUUACACCCUAUGUGGAUAUUUUGCUCGAAUAACAGAUUGUUUGUAUAGAAUUCUUGCAGUCGCGACCAUAUGAUCCACGCAAUUUGCAAAACAACCAUUUUUUCCCUCCCUGCGACUCAGUCAAAUCCCACAUGAGCAGGGAAGAACACUUCAAUCCCCUUAUCUUUAUAUACAGAGAAAUAGAGAGGCCGGAGGAGAAGAAGCUCUCAAGCUAGACGUCUCACCAGCAUCUUCCUCCUCUUAUCUUUCUUCACCAACAACAAAUCCCAAUUCAAUGGCGGAUUUUAAGCCCAAUUAUGCCCCUCCAAUGGCCACCGGUUUUCCGGCCGGUGCUCCUCCGAUGCCAAUGCCCGGCUUCCCGCCUCAAGCUCCAGCUCAAUGGUCCACCGGCCUCUGUGAUUGCUUCGACGAUUGUAGCAGCUGUUGCCUGACUUUCUGUUGCCCCUGCAUCACCUUCGGCCGGAUUGCAGAGAUAGCUGAUCGCGGGUCAACAGCGUGCGGGACGGCUGGAGCGCUGUACGUGUUGAUCGCUGCAAUUACAGGGUGCCAGUGCUUAUAUUCAUGUGCCUAUCGCUCGAAAUUGCGCGCACUGUACGCGCUUCCUGAAAGCCCCUGUAAUGAUUGUCUUGUUCACUGCUGCUGCGAAGCAUGUGCUCUCUGCCAGGCUUAUCGUGAGCUACAGAAUCGCGGAUUUGACAUGAGCUUAGGAUGGCAUGGGAACAUGGAGAGGAUGCAGGGUGUCCAGAUGGUGCAGCCUCCACCGGUGCAAGGAGGAAUGAUGCGUUGAUAAACUAAUUUUUUCUCCCGUUUUGAUUGAGUUUUCGUCCAUGUCUGGUUCUUGUCUUGUGUCGCAGCUAGUUAUCUGGUCAUUUAUCACUUAGCCUAUAGUUUCCGAGAAGACUACAUAUAUAAUAAUGUUGUAUACUGAUUUAUGUGUGUGUGAGAAUUAAUGGAUGCCUUUGUAUAUUAUUUGAGAAUGGGCUCUUGUAUAUUAUUAUAUAUGCAUAC
Molecule: messenger RNA, 1032 nt
Organism: Phalaenopsis equestris
Lineage: Eukaryota; Viridiplantae; Streptophyta; Magnoliopsida; Asparagales; Orchidaceae
Product: protein PLANT CADMIUM RESISTANCE 3-like
Exons: 4
Coding region: 299-811 (170 amino acids)
Source: RefSeq, a predicted model, not a curated record